Molecule: messenger RNA, 3848 nt
Organism: Electrophorus electricus (electric eel)
Lineage: Eukaryota; Metazoa; Chordata; Actinopteri; Gymnotiformes; Gymnotidae
Gene: brd8b
Product: bromodomain containing 8b
Cellular component (GO): NuA4 histone acetyltransferase complex
Molecular function (GO): protein binding
Source: RefSeq, a predicted model, not a curated record
GCGUGACGUAGAGGUCGUGUAGCCGGAACAGGAGCUAAUGAAGAGAUUUUAGCGGCGAAAUGUCUACUGGAGUGGGAAAACACAAGAUGCUGUCUCUUGGACCGACCGAGCCGUGGUCCGUCCGUGAGAAGCUCUGCCUUGCUUCCUCUGUCAUGAGGAGUGGAGAUCAAAACUGGGUGUCUGUCAGCAGAGCAAUCAAGCCGUUUUCUGAACCAGGGAGGCCUCCAGACUGGUUUUCCCAAAAGCACUGUGCCUCCCAGUAUUCUGAGCUGCUGGAGACCACAGAAGCCCCAAAGCGGAAGCGUGGGGAAAAGGGAGAGGUGGUGGAGACCAUUGAGGAUGUAAUCGUGCGCAGACUUACUGCCGAGAGGAUCGAUGAGCUCAAAAGGCUCCUCAAGGACACGCAGGAGAAAUACAGAAAGCUAAAGAAAGAAGCGGAUUUGAUUCAGGCGGGACACAUGGAUCCCAGACUGGACGAGCUCUGGGGAGAGAUUGAGCAAAAAAAGAAACAGGAGGAGGAGGAGGCUGAGCAGAAGAGGAAGGCCACCGAGGCAGCCUAUCAGGCCCGUCAGGCAGCUAAAAACGCACCAAAGAGGCUCCCCAGUGUGACGGUCCGCUCACCGCUGGGGGCGGGCUCCCCCAGCAUGGAGUUACCGCACCCAGAUACUCCUCAACCAACACCAGAUGAGACUUCUUGCCCAAGUCCGAUGGCACAGGGUGUGGCCGUAUUCAUGCCCGUGACCGAGGCAGCUGCCCCGGGGCCUAAAGAGGCGAGCCUGGGCGCCGUGGUAGACGAAUCCCCACAGAAGAAGCUCCUGAGUCAGAAGGCCACACCCCCACCCUCCCCUUUGCUCUCUGAACUGCUGAAGAAAAGCAGCCUGCUAUCAGCCAGCCCCAGACUGGUGGUGGAGGCAGAGGUGACAGCAGCCCUCAGCAAUGGUGCGCAUGGUGUUGAGGUUCACACUUCUCCCGCUGCCCUACCCGCGGGCCACGACGUCUCCACAGAUGCGCCUACAUUAUCCCGUCUGUUGGAGAGCGCCCCCCCAGUCCAGAUGCCAGCCAGCGCUGAGCCUCUUAAUGCCCCUGUAGCUCCCCAAGCUCACGGACACCACUUUAUACCCAGCCCAGGAGCCGCGGUAGCAGAAUGUUCGGCUCCUGAGGCGGUGCUGGCGGUGCAGUCUGGCUCAGCAGAGACCGAGGGCAGAGAGACAGAGCUGGUGGAGGAAGACCUGGUCGCCGUGUCUUACAUGGGAGAAGAGCUGGACCUGGAGACAGUGGGGGACAUUAUAGCUAUUAUUGAAGAGAAGGUGGACGACCCUGUGGAGGUUCUGGAUGUUGCAGAGGUUGAAGCUGCUCUCUCUCUGUGCGACGACGCCGUGGCAGGCCCUCACGCCCUCUCGGGGCCCUGGGAGCCCGAGGCCUUCAAAGCGGCCGAGCCAGAGCCCUCUGCCCAGCCGAGGGGCCCAUCCGGGACCCCGCUGAGCUCCCCCGUCCCAGGAGUCCUGGAAGGAGACCAGGCCACUUUGGUGGAGGAGGUGCGGGAGGUGGGCGACCCCGAGGGGACGGAGCACGUGGACUCUGUCGCCCCCGCAGAGGCAGGCCAGACGCAGGAGUGUGAGCUGCAGGGAGAGGAAGAGAGAGAAGGAGACGAAGAGGGAGGGAGGGAGGAAGACCAGGCUCCGAGCCCCUCGCUGAAGUGUGAGAGUGAGGAGUGGACCCAGCCUGAGGCAGACGCACCCUGCCUCGACUCGGAGGACAGCUCUGUCUCCGGGAGAGACCCAAAGGAGGUAAAGGACGAGGAUGGAGGGAGUGAGGUGGAUGCAGAUGAAGGGAUGGAGAUGAAGGAGUGUGGCGAGGGUCCGUAUCUCUCCGAGGUCGACCCCCCAGCCAGCGAGAGCGAAGACGGCUAUGGCACCAACUCCCAGCGGUACACCACCGCCGACUCCACCGCCAGCAGCCCCGCCUCCUCCCAGUUUUCAAUGUGUAGUGAAGAUCAGGAGGCUUUACAGGCACAGAAAAUCUGGAAGAAGGCCAUUAUGCUGGUGUGGCGCGCAGCGGCCAAUCACAGGUAUGCAAGUGUAUUUCUGCAGCCCGUGUCUGACGACAUCGCUCCCGGCUACCACAGCAUUGUCCACAGGCCUAUGGACCUAUCAGCGAUCAAGAAGAACAUCGAGACGGGACAGAUCCGCACAACGGCCGAGUUCCAGCGGGACAUCAUGCUGAUGUUUCAGAAUGCUGUCAUGUACAACAGCUCGGACCACGAUGUCUACCACAUGGCACUGGAGAUGCAGCGCGAUGUCCUGGAGCAAAUCCAGCAGUUUCUAGCCACGCAGCUCAUCAUGCAGACCUCAGAGUCGGGCAUCAGCGCCAAGAGCCUGCGUGGGCGAGAGGCCAACCGCAAGCAGGACGCCAAUGACAAGACCCUGAGCCCAGCACACAAAGAUGCACAUUUAGAGCCAGAAUCACCUGCCAUGCCCAGAAGGAAAAGGAACAACUCCAAACAAGACACUAAUGAAAAGGAUGGAGGCACAAGGGGGCGCCGCAGUGCCAUAGAGGCUGACAUGAAGAUGAAGAAAUGAGAUGAUGGUCGAAGAAGAAGAAAACCCCCGAUGGCUCGAUGGACUUACCCGUCUGUAAAAAAAAAAUCCGAUGCCGGAUUCCGAUAGAGUUGGCGCAGACAGCUGGCUCUUGUCACAGAAGAGGUGUUUGUCAGACUGAUUCAGACAAGUGUUCUGCUCUGUACAGUCAAGAACUCCUGCUUAGGGCAUAAAGCUUCAUUUUCGAGAUGGUUACAAUCAUCAGCCUUUAUUCUUUGAUCUGGAAUGUACCACUCUCCAUCAGCCCAUGAUCAAAGCGUCCUGAAGCCUCUGAGCGUUGGCACCAAGAGUCCACAGCUGGCGUUGCCUGCGGGGACGUGGUGUAGGAAGAACGUUCCUCUGGCCUGAUAACUGGGGAUACAGCUCGACUCCGGCUCAUGUCUGUGUGUGGAGGUGUUUGUAGCAGGCUGGUUUGUGUAAUUUUGUUUAGACUUCCUUCAACAAUAUUGUCCUUUUUAAGACGAUGUUCUCAUUAGGAUUGAGAGCAGUAGUGGCCCUUCUGUCUUUAAUCAGUAAUAUUUCUGUGCUGAAUUGGCUGUGAAUUGGCUAUAACUUGAUCCCUGUGAACUGACUCUUUACAUUUCAGCAGGGGUGCACUAACUUAGAGAUUAAAUUAUCCAUGAGUUGUGACAUGAGCACUAAAACAUUAAGUUAGCUCUAAUGUAUAAAUGUUUAUCAAAAUUACAAUUGUCUUCAGUAUAAUUAUGUAAAUAAACAUUUUCUGCUUGUUUUGUGAGCUGCUAACAGAAAUUAGUUUCUACAUAAUCUGCCAUUCCCUAGUAAGUGCUCUCCAGUCCAUAAAGACUGUAAGGGUUAUGCGCUGCCCCCCGCCCGCCUUUCUGGAAUCCAUGACUUGUGAAUACAUCAGUAGAAGCCUGAAUCUUUAAGGUAAAGGGCCUGUAAUGUCUUUGUUAUAUAGUUGGACAAGUGCAAGUAAAGUUAGUGUUACCAAAGCACAGUUAGGACUUUCGAAGGCAGUGUUGUCUGUGUAGUGUGGUUUCUUAUGUAUAAGAACUGUUGAAGGGAGCAGUACAUACUGUUUUAGUAGGCUAAUUCUGGCAGCUGGCUUAGACGAGGAGACUCUUCCCUCACUUGGGUAUUUACACUGUGAAUCUUGCCUGGUAAACCCAAGGUACAGCUUACAUACCUCUUAAAUUACAUUGUAAUCGUUCCUUACCCUCCCCUGAAAAGCUCAAUUCUGCCUAUUGCUCCUUGAGCUGUAAAACACUAAUAAACUUAAAUAUCAAUUUA